AUGGCGCAACUCGACACUCUCGAUCUGAUUGUCCUGGUGGCGCUCCUGGUGGGCAGCGUGGCCUAUUUCACCAAGGGCACCUACUGGGCCGUUCCCAAGGAUCCCUAUGCCAGCUCCGCCGUCGCCUUGAAUGGCGCGGCCAAAAGUGGCAAGACGCGCAACAUCGUCGAGAAGAUGGACGAGACGGGCAAAAACUGCGUCAUCUUCUACGGCUCGCAGACGGGUACCGCCGAGGACUACGCCUCGCGGUUGGCCAAGGAAGGCUCUCAACGCUUUGGUCUGAAGACCAUGGUCGCCGACAUUGAAGACUAUGACUAUGAGAAUCUGGAUCAGUUCCCCGAGGACAAGGUGGCCUUCUUCGUGUUGGCAACCUACGGUGAGGGUGAGCCAACGGACAACGCGGUCGAGUUCUACCAGUUCCUGACUGGAGACGACGUGGCCUUUGAGAGCGGCGCCACCGCGGAUGACUCGCCUCUCUCUUCCCUCAAGUAUGUCGCAUUCGGUCUCGGAAAUAACACCUAUGAACACUACAACGCUAUGGUCCGUCGCAUCGACACGGCGUUGACCAAGAUGGGCGCGCAGCGCAUUGGCACUGCCGGUGAAGGCGACGACGGCGCGGGCACCAUGGAGGAGGACUUCCUCGCCUGGAAGGAACCGAUGUGGACUGCGCUCUCCGACGCUAUGGGUCUCCAGGAACGCGAAACCACCUACGAGCCGGUCUUCUCCGUGGUCGAGAGCGAGGACAAGUCGCCCGAAGAUGAAACGGUCUACCUCGGAGAGCCCACCGCGGCCCACCGCGCCGGUCAGCCCAAGGGACCUUACUCUGCUCACAAUCCGUAUAUUGCCCCCAUUGUCGAAUCUCGCGAACUGUUCACCGUGAAGGACCGUAACUGCCUGCACAUGGAAAUCAGCAUCGCUGGUAGCAAUCUGAGCUACCAGACCGGUGAUCACAUUGCUAUCUGGCCCACCAACGCCGGUGCGGAGGUGGACCGUUUCCUGCAGGUCUUCGGCUUGGAGAACAAACGCCAUACGGUCAUCGACAUCAAGGGCAUUGAUGUCACCGCCAAGGUUCCGAUCCCUACUCCCACUACCUACGAUGCUGCAGUCCGCUACUACAUGGAAAUUUGUGCCCCGGUUUCUCGUCAAUUUGUCUCGUCACUGGCGCCCUUUGCUCCGGACGAGCAAAUUAAGGCCGAGAUCACUCGCUUGGGUAAUGACAAGGACUACUUCCACGAGAAGAUCGCAAACCAGUGCUUCACUAUCGCUCAAGCCCUGCAAGCCCUCAGCCCGAACCCGUUCUCCGCCGUCCCCUUCUCCCUUCUCAUCGAGGGUCUCAACAAGCUUCAACCCCGGUACUACUCGAUCUCAUCCUCGUCCGCCGUUCAGAAAGACAAGAUCAGCAUCACCGCCGUCGUCGAGUCCGUUCGUUUGCCUGGUGCUUCGCACAUCGUCAAGGGUGUCACCACCAACUAUCUCCUGGCUCUCAAGCAGAAGCAGAACGGCGAUCCGUUCCCGGAUCCUCACGGCAUGACCUACGCAAUCACCGGCCCACGUAACAAGUACGACGGCAUUCAUGUGCCUGUUCACGUUCGUCACUCCAACUUCAAGUUGCCUUCGGAUCCCUCCAAGCCCAUCAUCAUGGUCGGUCCCGGCACUGGUGUCGCUCCCUUCCGCGGCUUCAUCCAGGAGCGUGCGGCCUUGGCUGCCAAGGGCGAGAAAGUCGGCACUACAGUCCUGUUCUUUGGAUGCCGCAAGCGUGAUGAGGACUUUUUGUAUCAGGACGAAUUCAAGGCCUAUCAAGAGCAGAUGGGUGACUCGCUGAAGAUCAUCACCGCUUUCUCUCGCGAAGGCUCCAACAAGGUCUACGUUCAGCACCGUCUGAAGGAACAUGCCGAAUUGGUCAGCGACCUAUUGAAGCAAAAGGCCAACUUCUACGUCUGCGGUGAUGCCGCCAACAUGGCACGCGAAGUGAACAUCGUGCUCGGCCACAUCCUCGCUGAACAACGUGGCAUGCCAUCCGAUAAGGGCGAAGAGAUGGUCAAACACAUGCGGAGUAGCGGCAGUUACCAAGAGGAUGUAUGGUCAUGA
This is a messenger RNA of Penicillium diatomitis, 2088 nucleotides long. It is a transcript of the gene cprA, whose product is annotated as NADPH--hemoprotein reductase cprA. The transcript has 2 exons. Gene Ontology annotation, molecular function: NADPH-hemoprotein reductase activity; flavin adenine dinucleotide binding; FMN binding. The record is from RefSeq and is a predicted model, not a curated record. Lineage: Eukaryota; Fungi; Ascomycota; Eurotiomycetes; Eurotiales; Aspergillaceae. Gene Ontology annotation, cellular component: cytosol. The coding region runs from base 1 to 2088 and encodes 695 amino acids.